Paramisgurnus dabryanus is the source of this 4780-nucleotide messenger RNA. The record is from RefSeq and is a predicted model, not a curated record. Lineage: Eukaryota; Metazoa; Chordata; Actinopteri; Cypriniformes; Cobitidae.
ACGAGUUGUCCGCUCAACGAAAGAAGCUGCUAGCUAACUCCAUUAAUGCUUCUUGACGCCGAAGUACAAAAACACAGUAUUAAAAAUGACCAAACUGCAGCUUUUGCACCGCGCCCUAAACGAGCGUAUGAUGGCGGCGGUGGAGCAGAUCAUGGAAAUGGUCGGCGGUACCGUGCAGGAAUACGAGGAGGAGACGAUGCGGGUGCGGAAAGAAAACGAAGUUCUAAAACGGAGGCUACAAUGGAUGGAGGAGACAAAUCGAGCCGAGUGGCCAGGCCCAAAUGAACCUGGUAGGCUUUACACCCAAGACGAGUUGAAUCCAUCCCAGCAGGAGGCGUGUGCUGUUAGCUUUGAAUUUGGACAGGAAUCACAAGGCAUAGUGAUCAAAACAGAGUCUACUGAUCACUCCCUGUAUGUUAGUUCUGUAAGCGGUCUUGCCACAUUGCCUCAAAGCACGGAUGAGGGAUCUGCCAUUGCUGGGACAAGUGCUAGUUUUAACUAUGGCCAGAGAGAAAGAAUGACCUGGCACUCUACACAAAGUUACAUGGAACCCCUAGAGUUUGACCCAACUCCAUCAAGCACAGUCAGGUGCAAGACAGUCCGGGGUAAAAGGCAGAGGAUGUCCUUCGCUUGCCCAGAUUGUGGUAAAGUCUUUGGAAGAGAACAGGGGCUAUUGUUUCACAUGCGCACCCAUUCUACAGAGAGGCCAUACGCGUACCGCAAACGCAAGGCAUGCUUCUAUGGUGACCGUAUACGAAAGAGAAAACUGCAUGGCCUCUCCAUGUUGUCAAGAGAAAGAAGCGAUGAUCAUUUGGAUGGCUCUGAGCAGGCGAACGUGGGUAGUCCAUUAGCCGAACAUCCAGAUCAAGAACAAGAGCCAGACCAUUUAUCUUCUAACAGUGACCAAGCCAACGAAGAUGAAGGCCCCCCAAAAGCUCCACCCAUCCCUGUGCAACGGAAGGGAGGUGUGACAAAGAAGAAGCCUCGUUGCCCAAUAUGCAGACAGAAAUUCAAACGACGCAGUGACUUAGACCUGCACUUGAAGAGCCAUGUAGAAGCAAAGCAGGCCGUCCUAUCAGGACCAGAAGAACAAAAGAAAAAAGGGACAAGAAGGACGAGGAAGGCUAAAGACGCAGUUCAAAGCUUAUUCCCUUGUCCGAAGUGUGACAGAGUCUUUCCUCGCUCAUUUGGGUUAUACUGUCACAUGAGGACACAUGGGGUGCCUCCAAAAAAUUUAAAAAGUAAACCGCUCAAGAAGAAAGUGCCGGACCAGAUUGAGCAGACUGAAAAAGAAACAAGGAGAUUGACCAGAAAGUGCAAGAAGUCAUAUCCUUGCCCACAUUGUGAUAAAGUGUUUUUAGUUAAAGGGUGGCUGAAGCCACAUGUUCGAGUUCAACACUGUGAAAUUAAGACAAGCAGUCACUUUGAAGUUGAUCCUUGCAUCGGUCGGACGAGGUCACAGAAGAUGGUAACCAAGAAAUUUAUGGUCAAAAAAGGAAUGCAAGGAUUUGGCUCCUACCACUGUCCAUCUUGUAAUAAAGCCUAUUCUUCUAUGGCUUGGCUGAGUAGACACAUGUCCUACCAUCAAGGAGAAAAUCCUGCUGCUCUCGAACAAGAGUCAAAAACUGAUGACAGAGAGAGCAAUGAAGGAAACACCAAUAAAAAGCAUCCAAGGGAAAAUGCACCUGAAGAAUCUGCAGGUGAAGAAACAACGGACAGAUUGGAAAACCUCAAAACCAGUCAAGCCCAGUCUGCACUGCAAGUCCCAGAAACUGAGCAGCCUGUCAGUGCUGCCACCUGCAACAAGACUGUUCAAAACAAUCAAUUUGAGUCUGUCAGCAUUUGCAACUUAAGUUUGCAGCCCAGGAUUGUACUAAAACCAUUAUCCAUCCCACAACGAACAUACUGGAGUACAACUCCUAAUGUAGAUGACUUUAAAUCAGGCAGUUCUGAAAGGUGUAGCUUUAAUCCUGCACAAACCUCAUCCUCAGCGUCAGUUAAUAAUGAAAUGGAAGAGCAGACCGUUAUGGAAGAGCAAACCGUUAUGGAAGAGCCGACUUUGGAUCAUUGCUCAGAGCCAGUGGUAUCUUGUGGACACAGCAACCAGAAUGAGGUUGAAACAAUCUACAGUGUUAUACCCGAGACCGAUAUUGUCUCUGUGACCGUUGAUCUUCCAAAGAAAGACUUUCGAUCAGGAUUUAUAAACCAGGAACCCUUCAUAGUAAUAGAUGAUGAAACGGAGGAGUCAGUGACCCAAACCAAUACAAAUGCAAGCUUAAAAUUGAUCGGGUCAGAGCUAAUAACUACUGCUGAAAAUGCCCUAAAAGAACCUAGAGGAACUAAACUCCUCAUCUCUGCUGAGGAGUUAACGGUCAAGAAACGGAGUACAGUUUCAGAGUCUGUGUUUAACAAAACCACUUGUGGGGUCACAAAGAAAGACUGCAGCCCAGAAGUGUUUGAUCUUGAUCUUGUCUUUUCAGACGAUGAAGAUGACAUGGAUGAUGCACCUUCCAAAGUUUUUAAUGAAAAGGAAACUAUAGCACUUGAUGAUAAUCGCUCCAGCAAAUGUCUCCCAAAUGACUCUCGAUCAGCAUUAAAGAAACAGGUGCCAUUGAUAGUAAUAGAUGAUGAACCAGAGCCAUUAGUAACCCAAGCAAGCACUAUUGCAAGCUUGAAAUUGACCAGUUCAGAGCUCAUGACUGCUGCUGAAAACCCCCCAGGGGAAUCUGGGGAAACUAAGCGCAAUUGUAAAGAGAUUGAGAUCUGUAACCCAAAAUCAACUAAUCUUGUCAUCUCAGAUGGUAAAGAUGCCAUGAAAGAUGCAUCAAGUCCUUUCACAGGUUCUGAUGAAAAGAAAACUGUCCUGCUUGAUGAAAAUCAUUCCUGUGUUUGGCAUCUAAAUGGCUCACAAAUAAAUGCUAAUGAUGCCACAUGUUCUCAUAUCAAAAGUAUUGACAAUACCUCACAAAAAACUGAUUCGAUAUGUGCUGGUCAAGCAUCUCUGUUGCAGCACAUGCAAGUUGACAAGAAGCUACUAAACAUACAGAAUGACACUGGCGAUGAUGGACCAAAUAUGGGAUCAAGUGUAAACACUCAGAUUCUAAAAUCUCAUGGAGAUGAUUCAGAAAAAUCUGAAAUCUCAGGGACAACUGACCCUUCAGUAAAAAAUGUGAAAACCAAUGAGUCAUUUGUAAAAGGUUUGGAGGACUUUGACAUAACCUCAAACUCCCUCAUAACCAGCCAAAGCUUUGAAGGCAGCUGCAAAAAUCCAGAGAGCAGUACAGAACAAGAAAAAGUAGAUAGAUUGUAUGGUGGAAGGGCAUGUGAAGCACAUUCAGAAUCAGACAGUCCAGCUCUGAGUGUUUUUGAACCCUCAAGAUCUUCUGAACUAGACUCUUGCAACAGCGAUGCACCAAAAACCAAUUAUCCAGAAACGGAAGAACAUCCUGUCUUCAACAUUGACAGUAAUGCACCUCAACAAGGUCCAGAUGUAGACUCCACAAGUCCACUUAUUCCAGAUUCUUGCCAAUCUAAUCCUUCCCAUCUGGAAUCAGUAGUUGCUUCCAUACCAAACACAAACAGGAGUACACCAAGCCCUAAUGCCCAAGCUGUGGAGAUAUUAGAACCACUAAUACAAGUCAAAGAAAGAAGGGAUGUAGAUCAGUCUCUCAUCAUUUCGGACAGUGGUUGUGCCGUUCUUCAGGGGUCCUCGGGAGAACACACAGAUCAACUUAAACCUGACAGAAACAUAGAUGAUUCUUGUGUUUCAAACAUCAGUUGCUCUGACAUAAAACAAAUCAUUGAUCAAGUGUCUGAUUGUUGUUUUCAUGGUACUGGGUUUUGUGAGGAACCCUACAUAUCCUUAAGGCCAGAAGAAAGGUUUUCUUCUGGUGCAGUUUCCUCAGAUUCUUCCUCAUCACAGAAUUUGGAAUCAAAAAGCACUCACAGUUCUUCUCUAAUGGGGAAUACAGAUUUGGCUGGUGAUGUUACACCACAAACCCAAGGUUUAGAUGUAGAAAGAAGUCUCUUUAUUGGCUCGGGGAGGUGUGAUGUGAAACCUAGUACAAACCCAGAUAGCUGUAACACUGAUCACACCCAUAGUGCCCAACCUGAUAGGAUUGAAAGUCCAGGCCCUAUUACAGACCCAGAUAGCUGUAACACUGAUCACACCCAUAGUGCCCAACCUGAUAGGAUUGAAAGUCCAGUUCCUAUUACAGACCCAGAUAGCUGUAACACUGAUCAAAGCUGUAAUGCCCAACCUGAUGGGAUUGAAAGUCCGGGCCCUAUUACAGACCCAGAUAGCCGUAACACUGAUCAAAGCUAUGUUGGCCCACUUGAAAGGGUUGAAAGUCCAGACCCUGACAAUCAGCUGAGUGCAUAUUCAGAACUAAACCCAAAUCUGCAGGACAUCAAACCCAGAGCAUUGGGUCAAAUAUUUUACCCUAAAUCCAACGAUUUCCACCUCAGAGAAGACUCUUGCAUUGUGGCUGAGGAGGAUAGCGAUGAGGCUGUUGAAGCUCAGCGCAUCUCUGCCACAUUGGUCACCGGCAAGCACAAGAGAAAAAGAGUUGAGCAGAAUAUCAGUUUGAAAGAGUCGUCAAAGAAAUGCCAUACAAGUACUCAGCCUCAGGUUGAUUCCCCGUUUUAUUUUUUCUGAUGAUGCCCUUUAGUGUAAUUCGGCUGAUGUCCUGCUGUAAUUAUGUGUAUAUUAAAGAAAGUAUUGUAUGUUCAUUUUUGGUACUGUUCUCAAGUUAAAACAUGUUUAAAACAUUAAAUUGCU